CUCCCCUAUACAUCUGCUCCGCCAUACAGUAUGCCUUCAUUCCCGAAUGGUCUUGGUGAAAUCAUAGAACCAAACACUGAAUCAGCAGCACUCAUAGCCAGCACUCUUUUCCAAGCUGGAAUAUCGGCAGCGCUCUGGGGGCUUUGUGCAGCGGCAGAGUAUGGCGGAGAUCUAUGUCCCCUGGACAUCGAGCUUCUUGUGAACGAUAAUGACCAAGAGUAUGCCUUUACCAUACUCACAUCACAUGGCCUCAUCCCCUCCAUAGCAGACGAUCAUGACACAUCGUCCCCUACAACCUUCGCCAACUGGCGCCAGAGCUCUUCGACCCACCAAUAUCACGAUCGACGCAAUCUCCGCCACGGUGCGCCCAUCUACGAAGUCCCACCAGCCCAAUUGCUUGAUUCAAACUCUCAACCUGUCUUCAUCCCACGCAUGUUCAUCAUUCUCUAUUCCACAGAGCUCACUGGUCUUGCGCCGCUUCCACCCCCAGCAUCAUAUCCUGAAUUGCUCUCGCCUUUGGUGCAAAGCUUAUCAGAGGCGCCAUAUAUUCCACUAUCUGCACUGCCGGGAGUCGCGGGCCGAGAGGAUAGCCCCACUGAGUUUGCGACUUGCCUGCUACCAACAUUUCCGCGCCUGGUAGAGUCAGAGAUGCACAUCCUCCUGCAGGACCCUUCACCUGACUCGCUUGAGUGGGGGCAGCACAUGGCUCAAUUGUCGGCGCUUGUUCACUCGCGUUCCUGUCCAGGAGGUUUGGACCAUAUCCCAGUCAUUGCUGCUCCAAAGUUCCACGAGUUCAUCAAGUGGGUUCAAUUAUCCCGCAAGGGAAAACGGGAUUACAAUGCUUUACAACGCUUGCAGGAAGAUUACAAGCAACAUGGAACCCCUGUAAAGAGUAUUACCAGCCGCCAUCCGACCCUGCAUGUACCAUUGACAAUAUAGAAGAGGAUAAAUCUGAUAUGCUCGAUUAUAUGAGCACUCAUACUAGAAAAUACAGGCGAGGGAAUCAGUAGACUUUAAUGAUUUCAUUUGGUGGGCGACAACCUGAGUUUUUUUUUUUUUUUUCUUUCCCUACAUAUGUAGCUGGACAAAGAAGCAAACUGCCAAAUUAAAAGUUUAUGGACUAUCUGCACAGAAU
Aspergillus ruber CBS 135680 is the source of this 1135-nucleotide messenger RNA. RefSeq lists its product as uncharacterized. The coding region runs from base 31 to 939 and encodes 302 amino acids. The record is from RefSeq and is a predicted model, not a curated record. NCBI's taxonomy places the organism in Eukaryota, Fungi, Ascomycota, Eurotiomycetes, Eurotiales, Aspergillaceae. The transcript has 2 exons.